Molecule: messenger RNA, 1337 nt
Organism: Raphanus sativus (radish)
Lineage: Eukaryota; Viridiplantae; Streptophyta; Magnoliopsida; Brassicales; Brassicaceae
Product: ribonucleoside-diphosphate reductase small chain A
Exons: 9
Coding region: 69-1097 (342 amino acids)
Biological process (GO): deoxyribonucleotide biosynthetic process
Molecular function (GO): oxidoreductase activity
Source: RefSeq, a predicted model, not a curated record
CUUUUCUAUGUUAUCUUAUCCUCUGUUUCUCAACCGAGCCUCAAAAAUAAAACAGAAGUAGUUGAUAAAUGGGUUCGGUCAAGGAGGGUCAAAGAAGAGACUUGGAGGGUGAAGAAUGGGAGGAGGAACCUCUUUUAAGGGCGCAGAACCAGAGGUUUACUAUGUUCCCUAUUAGGUACAAGUCGAUUUGGGAGAUGUAUAAGAAGGCUGAGGCCAGCUUCUGGACUGCUGAAGAAGUUGAUCUUUCGACGGAUGUGCAGCACUGGGAAAAGCUGUCGGAUUCAGAGAAACAUUUUAUUAGCCAUGUUCUGGCGUUUUUCGCCGCAUCAGAUGGGAUUGUUCUGGAGAAUCUGGCUGCUAGAUUCUUGAAUGAUGUCCAAGUCCCUGAGGCUCGUGCUUUCUACGGGUUUCAAAUAGCCAUGGAGAACAUUCAUUCUGAGAUGUACAGCCAACUUCUGGAGACAUUUAUAAAGGAUUCGCAGGAGAAGAAUAGAUUGUUCAAUGCUAUUGACACCAUUCCCUGCAUUUCCAACAAGGCUAAAUGGUGUUUAGAUUGGAUUCAAAGUCCUAUGUCUUUUGCUGUCAGGCUUGUUGCUUUUGCAUGCGUCGAAGGAAUCUUCUUCUCUGGAAGCUUCUGUGCCAUAUUCUGGCUGAAGAAGAGAGGUCUGAUGCCGGGUUUGACUUUCUCAAACGAGCUUAUAUCGAGAGACGAGGGUCUCCACUGUGACUUUGCUUGUCUCUUGUACAGUUUGCUGCAGAAGAAGCUUCCUGUGGAGAAAGUUUAUCAGAUUGUUCACGAGGCAGUGGAAAUCGAGACAGAGUUUGUCUGCAAGUCCCUUCCAUGUGAUCUGAUUGGAAUGAACUCAAACCUCAUGAGUCAAUACAUUCAAUUUGUUGCUGACCGUCUUCUGGUUACCUUGGGAUGUGAAAGGAGAUACAAAACAGAUAAUCCAUUUGACUGGAUGGAGUUCAUAUCUCUCCAAGGGAAGACAAACUUCUUUGAGAAGAGAGUGGGAGAAUAUCAAAAGGCAUCUGUUAUGUCAAGUCUCCAAGAAGGUAAUAAGAACUACGAAUUCAAGAUUGAUGAGGACUUUUGAAUGGAAUUCGCCAUUGAAUCUGGGAAGGGCUCAUCUCAUUCUUUAUGAGUUACUCCAAAAUGGGAACAUUGUAAUAGACUAGAAGUAGUAGUACAAGAAACAAACUCACUUUAGAUCACAUUUUUUUUGGUUUUGGUUUAGCAGUAGAUGUUAUCUUAGUAUUAUUUGUGCCUUCUAUAAUGUCUGACAUUACAUCUUUGUUAAUACUUCCUUCUUUCCAAAAAUAAAUGUUUUUGAAAA